Gallus gallus (chicken) is the source of this 1544-nucleotide messenger RNA. It is a transcript of the gene POLR1E, whose product is annotated as RNA polymerase I subunit E. NCBI's taxonomy places the organism in Eukaryota, Metazoa, Chordata, Aves, Galliformes, Phasianidae. Bases 121 to 1362 code for a protein of 413 amino acids. The record is from RefSeq and is a predicted model, not a curated record. Gene Ontology annotation, biological process: transcription elongation by RNA polymerase I; nucleolar large rRNA transcription by RNA polymerase I; RNA polymerase I preinitiation complex assembly. Gene Ontology annotation, cellular component: RNA polymerase I complex. The transcript has 12 exons. Gene Ontology annotation, molecular function: DNA binding.
AUCGCGCCGAGGCGGCAGCAGCCAAUGGGCAGCGCCGGCCCUGAGGGGCACGUCGGGUUCCGCGGUCUGCGGUAAGGUGUGCGGUGAGCGAGCCGGGAGCGCUACUGCAAGCACCGCGCUAUGGCCACCGCCACCUGGUGCUACCGCGGGGAUCCCGAGGAGGAGCAGCCGGCGCUGCUGGUGACGUUCUCCAAUGGGCAGCUGCAGCGGCCCGACGCCGUACGUUUCUCCCUCUAUCGGAGCAGCGAGGUGGCCAAUCCCCGGAAGAGGAGGCGGAGGAUCCUGGUUUCAGAAACUGAAAGGCUUUCAUAUGUGGGGAAUAACUUUGGCAGUGGAGCUAUGAAAUGUAACUCCCUAUGCAGGUAUUUUCUUGGUGUUCUAAACAAGGAUACUGGGCAAAUGGAAGUCUAUAAUGCUGAGAUAUUCAACAUGCAACCCUUACUGUCAGAUAAUGUAAUUCCUGAUGACACAAGGGAUUAUCAGAAUAAAUCCUACAGGGAGAAGGUGGAUUUGUGCAUCGAGGCAUUUGGUACCAGCAAGCAGAAGCGAGCUCUGAACUCUCGGCGAAUGAAUGCAGUGGGCAAUGAUAUUGUCAGUACAGCUGUGACAAAAGCAGCAGCAGAUGUUAUAGAUGCAAAGGGGGUAACAGCUUUGAUCCAGGAUGUGGCCCAAGACGAUGAACAGAACAUGUCCAUUUUCCUACCACCGUGUCAUGAAGAUGCUGACAAACCAGAAAAUGUUUACAAGUUUGAGGACAUUCUAUCCCCAGCAGAGUAUGAAGCAUUGCAGGGCCCAGCAGCAGCCUUUAUGAACAUCACUCCAGAAGAAAUCACCAAGAAAACAGAAGAGAAAAGCCACUGCUCCUUUGUCUUAGAGGAGCUGAAGUUCCUGCCUGCUGAUGAGAAGAGCAGGGAUCGCAAAGCUCGAUGCCUCUGGUUCCUGGACCUCCUCAUUAAGUUCAGCUUCCUGAAAAUAAUCAAGAAGAAGCAUCCGAUGGGUCCUGAAUGCCCACACAUCAUCAGCAGGAAACUUAUGAAGAACUUCACUUCACUGACCUACAACAAUGGCAGUGUUCAGAAUUUAAUCUCUGCGUCACUGAAGACUAAAAUUGCAGCGUAUGUCAUUGCAUUGGCUCUGCACAUUAAAAACUUCCAAACAGACCUCACUGUCCUGCAGAACGACUUGAAGCUCCACGAAAGCAGGAUGAUGGACAUUGCAAGGGCCAUGCGGUUGAAGGUCUCCAAGGCGAAGGGGAUGCCAGGACUUGAGAACGAUCAAAAUCACAAGCUUGGCACCCUCUCUCUCCCCUUGCCUGUGCAGAAAGCAUCAGGAAGCCAGAGGAAGCGCAAAAAGAUGAACUGAAAAUCUGGGAGGUGUGAGCAGGGGUGAAACAGUUCGGUUCUCAACAGUUAUUCCGCACAUAUCAUGGGGAUGCCUUUGUCUGUUGGACUUGGCUUUCCAGCAUCACAGCACGGCCCUAUUGAAGUCUCUGUGUUGAUGGGAACAGCUGUUCACUUCAUUAAACUGUGUACCUUUCCUAUGUA